Molecule: messenger RNA, 417 nt
Organism: Glycine soja
Lineage: Eukaryota; Viridiplantae; Streptophyta; Magnoliopsida; Fabales; Fabaceae
Exons: 1
Coding region: 1-417 (138 amino acids)
Source: RefSeq, a predicted model, not a curated record
AUGGCAUGUCCAAAGGAGCAAAAGGUUUCUUUUGGCAUCUACACUCUGGUAGAAGAAGCUGAGUAUUGGUGGGAGAACACUCGCCAAUGCUGGGAGGCUGAAGGUCAAGUUGUGACUUGGGAAACCUUCAAGAGGGUAUUUAUGGAGAAAUACUUCCCUGAAGAUGUUAGGAACAACAAAGAGAUGGAAUUCCUUGAGCUCAAGCAAGGGAACACGACUGUAGCUGAAUACGCAACCAAGUUUGAAGAGCUAGUGAGGUAUUUUCCUCAUUACCAAGGAAGGGAUGGUGAAAGCUCAAAAUGUGUGAAUUUUUUUAAUAGCUUGCGACCUAAGGUGAAGCAAGCUAUGAAUUAUCAAGGUGUUCAUCAAUUCUUACUAUUGGUGAACAUGUGUAGAAUUUGGGAUGAAGACUUCUGA